CUCGCUCCUGGCUGUGUACUUAUGACUCCGAGACCGGGAGCAUUCUGGAUGUGUGCAGUCUGUUGUCUUUCAUUUAUACUUCACCAUUAUUCUUACGCUAGUUUGGACUUCAGAUACCAUCACACGUCUUUGCUAGAGAAGUUUCUUCACGACGUGCAUAUAAAUUUCUCAAGAAUUACUCAUCUUUACAGCAUUGGAAAAACUGCGCAAGGACGGGAACUGUUGGUUAUUGCAAUCGGAGGACACCCGAACGAACAUCGAGUUGGCAUUCCUGAAUUUAAAUACAUCGGAAAUAUCCAUGGAAACGAGCCUGUUGGCAGGGAGAUUCUGCUCCAUUUGAUUGAUUACCUGGUUACAAGUUAUGGACACGACCCAAACAUCACCGACCUGAUCAACAGUAUGAGAAUCCACAUUCUUCCCUCAAUGAACCCAGAUGGGUUUGAAAUUUCGCAUGUUGGCAAGUGCUCAGGCACACAUGGACGAUACAACAGCAAUAACAUGGACUUAAACAGAAAUUUUCCUGACAUUUUUGGAAAAAGUGCUUCACCCCUUGAGCCAGAAACAGAGGCAGUGACACGAUGGAUACACAGUGAGCCAUUUGUGUUGUCAGCCAGUUUACAUGGAGGGGCUAUAGUGACAGCUUACCCCUAUGAUAAUAACAAUCAAGGUAACAAUAGCUACACUCGAAGUCCUGAUGAUGAUGUGUUUAAGUACUUGGCCAAAGUAUAUUCCUUCAACCACUAUACGAUGUAUAAAGGAAAUCUAUGUAAGAUGCAUUUCAUGGACGGAGUAACAAAUGGAGCCAAGUGGUACAGCAUCGCAGGUGGAAUGCAAGACUACAAUUAUGUGUGGGGCCAGUGCUUUGAGGUGACAAUUGAAGUAUCAUGUUGCAAGUAUCCACCAGCUUCACAACUGCCUCGCUUCUGGGAACAGAACAAAGUCGCACUCAUCGUCUUUGUCAGGCAAGCCCAUCUAGGAGUAAAGGGCAGAGUUUUUGAUGAAGCCGGAAAUCCUGUUUCCAAAGCAAUUGUAAAUGUAUUUGGCAGGAAGAAUCUCAUCCCUUUCCAAACUAAUAACCUUGGAGAAUAUUAUAGACUUCUGAUACCUGGGGAGUACACACUUAUGGUUGAAGCCAAUGGAUUUAACUCUAUGAACAAGACAGUGGAUAUAUUUGACACCAUAAGCAGUUAUUCAGCACUAGUUUGUGACUUUGUCCUUACAAAACUGAGAAUGUGACAAUGGACAACCCUGAUCCCCAGCUUAGAAUAUUGACUUAAAUUAGUGCUGAACAAUAUUACAAGUUCUAAUGCUUCACAAAGUCUGGAGUCAGAUCUGGGUCUCUAAAACAAGAAAGCAGUAAAGGGGGAAUAAAAAGUAGCCAAAAUCUGCUAAGUCUGGUAAAUGUCACUUAGAAUAAAGUGAUUAUUUUCCCCCCGGAUUAAACAAUUUUGUGGAGAAUUCUAUAACACAGGUGUAUGUAUAAAUGUUUCAGGCAAUGCCUCCCCUUGUUGAUCGAAAACAGAAUACCAAUUUCAAUAAAAAUGUUUUAAAUUUUCUUGUGAGAUAUUUGUUUUACUGUAAUCACAUUUUAAAAGUUAAUAGCUUGAAUUUAAUUUUGCUGAAUAUCUGGACCUUUGGAUUUCUUUGUACGAGGGGUGAUUAAUAGGUUUGUGGCCUAAGGUAGAAGGAGUCAAUUUUAGAAAAGCUAGCACAUUUAUUUUUCAACAUAGUCGCCUCCUACACUUACACACUUAGUCCA
Messenger RNA from Mobula hypostoma (lesser devil ray), 1759 nucleotides. RefSeq names its product carboxypeptidase M-like. The record is from RefSeq and is a predicted model, not a curated record. The transcript has 8 exons. Bases 22 to 1236 code for a protein of 404 amino acids. Lineage: Eukaryota; Metazoa; Chordata; Chondrichthyes; Myliobatiformes; Myliobatidae. Gene Ontology annotation, molecular function: metallocarboxypeptidase activity; zinc ion binding. Gene Ontology annotation, biological process: protein processing; peptide metabolic process.